This is a messenger RNA of Diatraea saccharalis (sugarcane borer), 822 nucleotides long. Lineage: Eukaryota; Metazoa; Arthropoda; Insecta; Lepidoptera; Crambidae. The record is from the annotation of a GenBank genome assembly.
AUGCAGUCUUAUACGACAGCCGCGCCCAGUGCCUCAUCCAACGAAAGCUCCAAAGAACAGGAAAUCAUAAGACGCUUUCUUUCUAAUUUCCUGGAUAGUAAUAACAAUCCAUCUUUAUUAGAAUCCAUGCGGAUAGUUCAAUAUGUGCCUAAUAAUAUUAAGAGUCUGCCCCCGAUUGAAGACAGAUCUAAUCCGCUGGGGACCAUUGGCGAUGGGUAUGAUAAAGCUAGAACAGAUAGACAACAGCGGAAGAAAAUUUCCAAAAUAAUAAUACUUGGGCAGGAAUGCAUUUUAUACGCUCAUAAACAACACCAAUACACGCCAAUAAAUGGAUUUUAUGAGAAAUGUUGCUUAGAAGCGCUUGAAAUAGUAGAAUAUGAAGAAAGUAUCAUGAAUACGAUUAAAAAUGAAAUAUAUCGUAUACCAUCUAUAAUCAAUAGUUACGAAGUAGAAGCUGCUGAUGUUAAAAAUAAAAUCAAGGAAUCUAAACGGUGUCACGCUCAGGCUAUCAAAGAUCGUGAAAAAUAUCUCUUGAAUAAGGUUGAGCAUAUACGUCAGACAAAGACGAACGAGUUGUCUGAUUAUAUGGCUCAAAUGCAGAGUAUACUCGCUGGUUUUGGUCGUAUCAAUGAAAGUUUAGAGGAGAGCAUGGAUGCUGAAGAAACAGAAUUGACUACGACAAAAAAAUCGAGUAGAUCACAAGUGGAAUACUUUACGGCCAUAUUCCAGAAGAUGGGUGUCACUGAGGAGAGAGUCGCGUUUGUUUUACCCGACGACGAAUUAAUGGAAAUUUUUAAGAUUAUUUUAAAAUAUCGAUCAUAA